Messenger RNA from Pochonia chlamydosporia 170, 2610 nucleotides. RefSeq names its product PAB1 binding protein. Lineage: Eukaryota; Fungi; Ascomycota; Sordariomycetes; Hypocreales; Clavicipitaceae. The record is from RefSeq and is a predicted model, not a curated record. The transcript has 3 exons. Gene Ontology annotation, molecular function: RNA binding. The coding region runs from base 1 to 2610 and encodes 869 amino acids. Gene Ontology annotation, biological process: cytoplasmic stress granule assembly. Gene Ontology annotation, cellular component: cytoplasmic stress granule.
AUGCCUGUCCCCAAGAAAGAAGGCACGCCGAGCGGAGGCGGUGCCGCCAGAGCCGACGGCCGGGGUCAAAAUGGCAAUAGAUCAAACUUUCGAACCGAUGCAGCUAUAUCAAACAGCCGUUUUGGGAACGAGCGCACCUUGCAGCCCUGGGUUCCCGAUGCUGCUGAUGGUGUGGACGGCAGUCUAGAGGCCACCUCCACCUCCAGCAGUAUGCCCUGGGAUCAAUUUGCUGCAAACGAGAAACUCUUUGGCCUGAAGACUGAUUACGACGAGAAUAUCUAUACCACUGCUAUCAACAAGACACACCCUCAGUAUCGGGAAAGAAUGGCUGCUGCCGACAGAAAGGCCAAAGAAAUAGAGCGCAGUGUAGCAACCACGGCUCAUGUUGCGGAAGAACGUGUCAUGGAUUAUGUUGGAGGUGGUGCCUCGGAGGAGAAUGAAGAAGACAAGUAUAGUGGUGUACGCCGCCAGGACUUUCCUCCACUCUCCGGGGCUGGCCGAGAGAACCGUUACACGCCCCCUGCCAAACGUGCACCCACGUCGCAGUCGACUGUGAAAGGUGCACCUGUUGAUCCAGCGAUCAUAUCCUCACAGCUCAAGGCUCCUGCUAAAAGACAAGCUGCGUCGACGGAGCAGUCACGACCUCAGUCUUCGGAGGCGAUUAAGAAUGGCGUUGCUGGCAAAGCAGAGACUCCGAAGUCGUCUACACCCAAGCCCGUGGAAGAGAAGCCCAGUGAUUCUAAGGCAGCAACCCCGCCUAAUACCACUUCGGAAUCCAAAACGCCUGAAUCCAAGCCUUCGGAGAAGACGACCGCAGCCGGUCCAUCCUCUGCAUCGUCCUCCCGUAACACGUCUUCUCAGCCAAAGGAGGCAACGCCAAGCGCAACAUCCACCGUCGAACGUGACGUAUUAAAGGAAUUUAAGAGCUUUGCGUCUCAGCAGCGUCUCAAUGCAGAAAAGGCUAGGACCAACAAGGCCCGUGCCGAUAAGGAGGUCAAGUUGACAGAAUUGAAGAAGUUCGCAAGUAGCUUUAAGCUGACAACUCCCGUACCCACGGAUCUGGUGUCAAUUAUCGCAAAGGACCCAGCAAAGCAGAAAGAAAUCCAGGCAAAGGCUAUGAAGAAUGCCGAGGAGAUGUCCAAGUCCAAGUCGGAUUCGGCGGCGAAAGACAAGAGCCAGUCUACCAAGGAGGCGGCGACCACGAAAGCGUCUGAUGUCCACAAUCCUGCCAAUACAGGUGAUAGCCGUGCUACAAGAACAGUCCCCGUACCACAGGUGUCUGGGCCUACAGGCAACGGUAAUAGACACGCCGGACCUCGCCAGCAAUUUCCACAGCAGCCAUAUCAUCCCCAGCCAUAUCGAAACAACCGCGGUGGCCCGCAACACACCACUUCCCAGCAGCCGACCGGAAACUUGGCACAAAGACUUCGUCAUGUGGAACAGCAAAGGUACUCGCAGCCGCCUCCCCCAGCACAGCACACUCCAGGCCAUGAGAUGCGCGCUCCCCCUACUGGUCCCGCCAGCAAUGCGGAUUCUGGCUUCAACAGGCGAUUGAGCGGAGCUCCUGGACAGAUGGGCGCCAAGUUGAACCCUAACAGCCAUGAAUUCAGACCUAGCCCUUUUGCAGCCGCUUUCAAUCCCAACAGCCACACCAGUGCAGGUUCUAGCCCACGCACCUCGGUCAACAACGUCACUGACAGCCCCGGCCCUGUGGCACCGCAGACCUCCAUCAUUCGCCGUAAGACGAAAGCUGUGGAUGUCAAUAAAUGCUCGAUUUUGUCGCAUAUCAAGACCUUGGCGCCGCCUCAAGGACGUAACUGGGACGACAACGGCGGUCUACGGCCCUCAUACGACACUCUGCCAACGUGGCGACAGCUACAAGACGAUGAAAAACCUGAUUCAACCAUGCAUCUUACAUAUAAAGAGUACCUCGAGCGACAGCCUUUCAACGGGCCCUCCGCAGCGACUCCAAAUCCCACGCAUGUCGUUCCACAGAUGGCGCACCAGCACCAACUUCCAUUUCAUCUUCAGCACGGCGCCCAUAACGUGCCAACUCGGCAGUCACCGCACAUGGCACCGAUGCAAAUGCACACGCCACAACAUGGGCCUGUACCGCAUCCGCCGUACGGCUCUGACGAACACAGGAUGAUGCACUCCAAUUCAGCCCAGUCGUUUGCUUCUCCUCGCAUGGGUCAACUUCCAGUUGCAUAUCCUGGCCAGGGCCCGUAUCAACAGCCAGUUUUCGUUGCCCCAACUAAUCCCCAAAUGGGACAAUAUCGCAGUUUCUCCAACAAUCCUCACUACGUACCACCGCAACAAGGUCACAUGGGUGGCCCGAUGAUGAUGCAGCACCAGUUCAUUCAUGGCCCUCAAGGGAUGGUUACGCCUCAGAUGAUGUAUCAUGGCGCUCAUCCGCAAUACAUGCCACCUACUGGACCACCGCAGCCAGUUCCAGGUGGUAAUGGGUAUCCAAGCCCGGGACGCCCCGCUGCAGCUCUCAUGAUGCAUCAAGGCUCUCAGCAGGGCCAGCCUGUCUACGGCAUGAGCCCCAAUGUGCAGUACAACCAACCUGCAUAUGGUCCGGGUCAACCUAGCGGGCCUGGUCAGUGA